AUGUCGCGUCGCGCGCCUUCCCCGCCGCCCCUCACCGCUUCCCCCCUCACUGUCCCAGACAGCCCUUCACCUCGGUCCCCCCGUGGUGACCGCACGCCGCUGGCGCCUGUGAUGGCCGCUCCUGCCACAGCUGAGCUCAUGCCAAUGCGCGAGGGCGACGUCACACCGGAGUUCGCUUUGCCUCCGUUGGCUGCGUGCCCGGUCUGCCUGCAAGCCCCCUCCUCCCAGCCCCAAGCCGAGGAUGCGGUCUUCCCAUGUUGCGCUGCCUUCACGCACCUAUCCUGCCUGGUACAGUGCGCGCGGCGUCAUGGCAGUUGCCCCAACUGCAGAGCUGCAGUCGACCACUUGCCACGGGAACCUUCAAUCGCCACGCGAUGUCGACAAUUGGGCAUCGACCUGGAACCUGAGACACCUCCGCCGCAUGACACGGCCUUCGCCGUUGUCCGCGACUACUCCACCCGCACCUUCUCGCGGGCAGACGCUCCUGAACCCGUGGAGCCGCUCCACAUCCGCGCCGUUUGCUGCCGACGCCUCGCGGGGCCUGCCAUGGAUUUUGUUGAGCUGCCGGACGCUCGCAUGCACUGGGCGCCGGUGCCGCAGCGGCGCACGGACGGCAUCGGCGCUUGGCAGGCGUUGUGGAUUUGCAUGCGCUGCCAGAAUGAGCUCCCACUUGACCGCGUCACCGUGCCCGAGCCGCGUCCGGCGUGCCCCCUUUGCGAGGUGCCAUUGCACUGGGAGGUCGACAUGAGUCGCCGUCAAGAGCGCUGGGUGUGUGGACGCUGCCCCUUUGCGCAGUCUCCCAGGCCGCUAGCGCUGGAGCUUGCGACCCGCCCACCCGUCGACGAAGGCGCUCCGGCCGGAGCGACGGACCACCCCACGCCGCACACGCACAAUGGGCCCGCGCCCUGGCCGCCGCUUCACCGUCCCGAAGUGCAUGCAUCUAUUGGUAACCUCGGCCCGCCGCCACUGCCAUUCCGUGACGGGACUAACUCGCGUGUUUAUGUACCCCUUCUGCUCGACGCAGCCGGCCUCCUGCCGGCCGAUGCGCAGCGCGCGUGGCGGACACAUGCCCCAAUCGGCGAAUGGUGGCCUGCCGCAGUCGCGGCCCUGCUCGCCCGGCCCUUCAUUCCCGUGCGUGAGCUCUGCACAGCAGUGGAACAUGUUUCCCAGGCCUUUCCACAGCAGGCCCUCGUCUCCAGCACACUCGAGCGCUUCUGGUCAUGGGCCCAGCCUCGAGUCGCACAGGUCGCGUCGCUUGCAGAGGUCCUCCGUGCGAUCACCUCGGCGGAUGAAGGCCACUACAUCGCGGCCCCUCUGCAGGAAGCCUUAAUCGCACUCUUGGUCGGCGCGGCGGCCGCAUCCACCUUGGAGCGAAUCGUUGACCGCUUGCGUGCAAGCGAGCCUGGUGCCGCCUUGCUGCCCGCGCCACCAGCCCCUGACUCCGCCGCUCCGUUGGAAGCACCCACACAUGCGAGUGCCCCGCCCGAAGCUCCCGAUGCUCCCGCGCCAGCGCAGCCACCCCUGCGGUCCCACGCGCACACCGAUGCCGCAGCUCGGGCGGAGCAGCACCUCGCCUCCACCGCGCAGCUUGCCGCAGCCGCAGCUCGCGGCCGACGUGGCGGACGCGGGCGAGGCCGAGGCCGGCACGCCUCCUCGCCUCCUGCCGCCUCCCCUCCCGCUCCAGCCUCUGCGCCGGGAGACGGCCACGACGGCCCUCCCCUCGCAUCCCAGGCGCCUGCCCUUACAACGGCAGCCCAGCGCCGCGUCUCUGCAGCCGAAAGCGGUCUGCUGACGGGCCUGGCUUCCCUUGACGGCGUCGAUCUUCAGGAAACUUUGCAACAGCGCGUCCUCACAUUGCAGGGGGUUCCUGCGCGCCUCCGCGGAGCCCUGCGUACGGCUCUCCGAGCGGGCCUGCAGCUAAUUGCCGACCGUGAGUCGCCAGCGCAGGAGCUGCGGGGCUGGAAGCUUUUCUGUCUGGCACCUCGCAUGCUUCUGCAGCGUUCAAGCGGAGAGUCGCUCAUCCCACCUGCGGAGCUCGAUCGCCGCUGUGACCUCUUCGCACGCGGCGCUUGGCCAGAACUACUGCAGCUGGCAUCGGGUUCCGCUGCUCCCCGGUCCCGCACGGGCAUGCCGACGGACGACCUCGCUGCUCGCGCUUCCCGAGCUACAGCCCUUGUGCACAUCGGCGAGCUUUCGGCCGCCGGUCGCGCGCUCGUUGCAGAACCACUUGCACCCGGCACCGACGCAACCCUCGCCGAGCUGCGGGACCCUUCGCGGCGCCCCCCGACUCCCUACGCGCCGCUGCCGCAAGACAUUGCCACGUACCAAGCCGCCGACCCCUGUCCCUUCCCGCUCCCAGCGUUCGUGGCAUGUCUGCGGUCCGCAAGGAGGGGGGCGGCAGCUGGACCGUCAGGGGCCACCAACGAGCAUCUGCGUAUCCUGCUCGACGACGAGGGUGAUACCCAGUUUUUGCACCGCGCAGCCUGCCGCCUUGCACGUGCCGACCUCCCGCCGCCCGUUUUGGCUGCUGUGCGCGUCGGCCGGCUCACCGCGCUGCAGAAACCCAACGGACGCGGCGUCCGAGCCUUUGUCAUCGGGGAUGUCCUUCGGCGCCUGGCGGAGACCGUGGAUCUAAAGGGUUUCUUUCAGGGUGAUCGUCAACAGCAGUGGCGAGAGUCAUUGAUUGCCGAGUAUGCAAAGAUGGACGGUGUCAUCCGCGAGGGAGAUCCCUUCAAAGUUGUGCCCACCAUGAAACCUUCAGAGGAUGACAGGGCGAAUGCAGACGGAUUCAUGGAAAAGAGCCGAAUCUGUGCAUGUGGGAACUUCGAGGAGAGCACCGAUAACAACGGGGAGCCGUGGUCGUCAUCAAACAUACCACUUGAAAUUGUACGAUGCUUUGUAUCCCUAGCCGCGAAGGUUGCGGAUUGGACAUUGGGCGGUCUCGACGUCGAGGCGGCCUUUCUCAACGCGGAGAUUUCCGGGGACCCCGUGGUAAUUACUCCGCCGAAGAUAAUGAGAGACCUAGGAAGCAUUGCAGAAAAUACUGUGUGGGUGGCGGAACGCAACAUCUACGGACUACGUGUACGACGUGGACCGACAGAAUGGGAGCGAGAACGCUACCACAAGCUCAAUCAUGCGGAAUUGCCUCCUCGUGAUGGGGACAAACUGGGAGCACUGCAUUUGGUUCCGUUGAAUCUGGCAGCAGGUCUGUGGAAGAUCGUGGACGGCGCGGGUCUGACCACAGGGGCAUGCUGUGCGUACGUUGACGAUGGACUCAUUGUGGGCGGCAUUGAAGUGAUCAGACGGGUUACGGCCUUCAUCCAGAGUUUGUGGGCUAUCAAGGGGCAGGGCAUUCUUGAAAAACCGGGUGUAGGCCUGAACAAGGACCUGGUUGUGAGUGAAACCCUAACGUUGAAACGUGUUCGGUGCAUGCGAUUUUUUUUUUUCAUGCGAUUCCUUGGUGCAGAGAUCUCUGUGGCGAGCGAUGGAUUGCGUAUUGGACAAGCGAAAUACAUAGCUCAAGAACUUCGUGCUCGAGGGUGGCUCGCACCCAAGGGCGCGGAAUCUUUGCCGGUGCCUUCGGAGGGUCUUCAGGGGUCUGAACUUCGUGACAAUGCAUUCAACAGCAACAUGAGACUGGCUCAGAAGGAGGCUGGUACCUUAAUGUGGAUUGCAAUCCGGUCUCGACGGGACAUUGCUGCUUGUUUAAGCGUUGCUUCAACUCUGAUUACAUCGAGGCCUUCCGAAAGUCUUCGUUUGUGCAAGGGGAUUUGGCGAUACCUGAAAAGUACAUGGGAGAAGACUUUGCACUAUUGCUACGGUGGUGGUCCUGUGAAUCCUGGGGGCGGUGAUGAUACAGCAGAUGCGGAGUGGACUUUUCGCAUUGUCUCAGAUGCAUCCUUGGCACCGGGUGGCGCGCGAUCCAGAAGCGGGGUAGCUCUGUUCCUAGGUGACCAUCUUGUAUAUUGGAAGUCACAGCGGCACUCUAUUGUGGCAUGGUCAGCGACUGCGUCCGAGAUCGAGGCGACCGCAGUGGCGAUCCAAGAGGGCAUCUUGUGCUUGAGGAGCUGUUUGCAUGCAAGAUUCACCUUGUGGCCUAUGGCGACAAUGCGCGAGCUAUCCAUUUGA
This is a messenger RNA of Symbiodinium sp. CCMP2592, 4128 nucleotides long. The record is from the annotation of a GenBank genome assembly. NCBI's taxonomy places the organism in Eukaryota, Dinophyceae, Suessiales, Symbiodiniaceae.